AGGUUGUUCGUCCGCCAUUUUGCUUGAGCGUUACGAAGACAAAAAAGGCUGCAGUGACGCAAAAAUCGUCGCUUUGUAUAAAAGGAAAGUCCCUCCCCCUCCUGUUCAUUCCUGGAUUUGGUCAAAGGUUUAAAUUCGCUCUCCCGAAGAAUCGCCCAUCGAGGACUUCGACCAGCUACUUAUUGUUUUUUCUUCAAGUAAUGGACAUCUGAUUACCAUUUUUGCCUCCAGUUGUUUCUUGAAGGAAAGGCUAGCCUUUAGCUACCACAGCCACACCUAAUAGAAAAUUUGAAGCAGGGGUUUGUCUUUCAGAAAUGGAGGGGGUACCAGUGGACCCCAAAGAGAUUUUGAAGGGUGUGGAGGUUCUGUUAGGGAAGGAUGGAGGACUCUGCAGCCUGGAGGGAGUCCCAAAGAUGUUCAGCCUAAUGAAAGCGUCAGCAAAGAUGGUCAGUCGCUGUAUGUACCUUAACAUCCUACUUCACACAAAGUCCCAUGAUGUUCUCAAUAGGUUCAUUAGAGUUGGUGGCUACAGGCUGCUGAACUCAUGGCUGACCUACUCAAAAACCACCAACAACAGUCCUCUGCUGCAGCUCAUCCUGCUCACUUUGCAAAAGUUGCCUCUCAAAGUGGACCACCUCAAGCAGAACAAUACAGCAAAGUUGGUCAAGCAACUGAGUAAAAGUGCAGAGACUGAAGAAUUAAGAAAGUUAGCAUCUGUGCUUGUUGAUGGAUGGAUGGCAACAAUUCGCUCCCAAAGUGUAUCAAGCAGUACCAACAGUCCCGCCGAUAAGAAGAAGAAGAAGGAAGAUGGCAAGGUCCCGCUCCGUGAUGUGAAGGACAAGAGUGGAGAUGAGGAGAAGAAGAAAGACAAGGCGAAAGCUCACGCGCCCAGCCAUGCAAAGAUCCGCUCCAUAGGUCUAGAAAUGGACGCUCCUAGCCCCGCUCCCACUAAGAAGACCCCAGUGGCGCCACAGCUGGGUGACAAGUAUAACAUCAAGCCUCCACUAAUAAAGAGACCAAGUUCUGGUCCGUUUGAUACUCCUCCGCUGGAGAAGAAAUACAAACCUUUAAAUACACCUUCAAACGCAGCCAAAGAAAUCAAAGUCAAGAUCAUUCCUGCACAACCAAUGGAGUGCACAGGGUUCCUAGACGCACUUAACUCGGCCCCUGUGCCUGGUAUCAAGAUCAAGAAGAAGAAAGCUGCCGCUGGUUCACCUUCUAAUACCAAGGCCGUGUCCCCAACCUCAAACAAGACAAGUCCAUUUGACAGCAAACCAUCUGCAUAUUCCUCAUCUUCUGCCAAACCGUCAUCUCCGGAGACCACUUCUUCAAGUAAUCCUGACGAAAACCAGGAGCCUGAGCGGCCUGGCACCCCUGUUCCUAAUGAAGACCCAGAUUCAAUGGACACUGGAGAUAAACCCAAUGCGCUAUCAGAGCCUCGUGGUGAAGAGGACCUGACCAAGAAGGGCAAAAAGAAGAAGACAGUUCACUGGGCUCAUGAGGAUCAACUCAAACAUUACUUCUAUUUCGACCUGGAUGAGACAGAGAGAGUCAACGUUAACAAGAUCAAGGACUUUGGGGAGGCCGCCAAACGGGAGUUGAUGAUGGACAGGCAGACAUUUGAGAUGGCACGUCGGCUCUCUCAUGACACAAUGGAGGAGAGGGUCCCCUGGACACCCCCAAGGCCCUUGACACUACCUGGCAGCUUAGUCAACCCUGGGUCCAACAGCACGGAAAAACUCACCCAGCGGGACCGUGAGAUGGGCAUCUUGCAGGAGAUCUUCCUCAGUAAAGACAGUGUGCCUGACAGUCCACAUGAACCAGACCCAGAGCCUUAUGAACCAAUGCCUCCUCGUCUCAUACCUCUGGAUGAGGACUCUUCCAUGCUGGACGACGGCUAUGUUGAGCCCAUGGACACCACGUCACAGCAGGUUCCCGCCAUGGUCCAAAACGAGGGCUCCAAGCUGCCGCCCGUCCUUGCCAACCUGAUGGGCAACCUCAACAACAACUCGCGUAGCCCACAGACCACAAACACUGUCAACAAUCCUAUCGCACCAGCUGUCAACGUACAGGAGCUGCUGACGUCUAUCAUGGGUGCUUCUGGUAACCAGUCUACUGAAGACCUCAUCAAGCAGCCUGACUUCUCAGAUAAGAUUAAACAACUUCUGGGAUCACUGCAGCAGCAGAACCAGACCCAGGGCCCACCCCCAGUCAACCAGGCUUUGCUGGGUCACGGUCCAGGGAUGAACAACAUGCACAUGCAGAUGCCCAUGAACGGCGGCUACCCACCCAACAUGCCCCCGGGCGGUCCCCGCUUCAGCCACCCUCCGCCCCCGCACAAUCACGGACCGCCGUUCAACGCCGGAGGAGGCCCGCGCAUGAUGGGGCCGCCGCCGGGACAGGGCCGCGGAGACAAUGGCAAUUACUGGGGAGACGAUUCCAUGAGAGGAGGGCCCCACCGAGGUGGUCUUUUCCGAGGAGGAGGAAGGGGUCGUGGUGGAGAGCCCGGUUUCCGGGGCCGAGGGCGUGGGGGUCCCAGAGGAGGACACGGCAAUAUGAAUGAUAUGUCCAAUCGGCCGGUGUGUCGCCACUUCAUGAUGAAAGGAAACUGCAGGUACGAGAGCAAAUGUGCGUUUUACCACCCUGGUGUAAACGGGCCACCUUUGCCCCCGAACCACCAUGCAAACAACCAGCACGGACACUAAAGUACUGCCAACCAGCUGACAGAACUGUGAACUCUCUACACUUCCGUUUCCUCAAACCACUGCACAGUCAAGGACUCUAACUCUGUGAGUGGAUCACCAAUGGGACUGUGGUGUUUUUUUUUUAUGAUUAUUUAUAAUGUGGCAUAUAGUAUACUGUAUAUAAGAGUUAGACUGAAACCUUCACAAGCUUUACCACUAUGUCUGCCUGCCACUGUCCAUGUCAGGAGCAUGCUUCGUAAUGGAACUCUUUUCCAACAGAAAGCCUUCCGCAUAAUUCUCUUUUCAGUCGCCAAUCCUCAGAAUUCUUCAGCAGCACUUUGAAAAAGAACAGGCCAAUAAAUUCCAACCACAUGCAUGUUUUGACACUGUUUUGACACGUAUGUCUCGAAGAUCAAAAGGAGGCCGACCGGAGGAAGCCUUGUUUUCCUUCCCUUUGCUGCUAAAUCAGUGUGCAGACCCCAUCUGUGCUACUUGCAAAAGCUCUGCCUCCGCUCUUGAAGUAUACAUCAAGACAAAACGUGAGUGCCGCCGCUCAGACCGAAUGAUCUCAAUCAUCGGGACCUCCUUCGCCCCAGCCCCCCCAAAGGGUUUGAACGUCAGUAUUAUGAUGACGCAUUCUGUAGGUUGGCAAUAAGAGUGUUUUCUGUGAAAACAAUGUCCUUUGCGUCUCUUGUGGGACUUUUUUUUUCCACCGCCCUCCAUCUUUUAUUUUGAUACUAUGUUGAGAACAGUGACCCCUUUUUAACACGGGUCCAGUAUGAAAUGUUUGUACUGUAUGCUUGUAUAACAGACAUGUUCAUGCGCUCAUUUUCAGUUGAAUUCUUUUCUACACUGUAUUAAAUGGAUGUUAAAAUAUGAUUGUUUUAUCAUUUAUUUGAAU
Dunckerocampus dactyliophorus (ringed pipefish) is the source of this 3585-nucleotide messenger RNA. It is a transcript of the gene ppp1r10, whose product is annotated as protein phosphatase 1, regulatory subunit 10. NCBI's taxonomy places the organism in Eukaryota, Metazoa, Chordata, Actinopteri, Syngnathiformes, Syngnathidae. Gene Ontology annotation, molecular function: metal ion binding. Gene Ontology annotation, cellular component: nucleus. The record is from RefSeq and is a predicted model, not a curated record. The transcript has 19 exons. The coding region runs from base 315 to 2705 and encodes 796 amino acids.